This is a messenger RNA of Cucurbita maxima (winter squash), 900 nucleotides long. Its product is annotated as LOB domain-containing protein 36-like. The transcript has a single exon. Lineage: Eukaryota; Viridiplantae; Streptophyta; Magnoliopsida; Cucurbitales; Cucurbitaceae. The record is from RefSeq and is a predicted model, not a curated record. Bases 1 to 900 code for a protein of 299 amino acids.
AUGUCAUCCUCCAACUCCCCCUGCGCAGCCUGCAAAUUCCUCCGCCGAAAAUGCACGCAAGAGUGCGUAUUCGCCCCCUAUUUCCCACCCGAUCAGCCCCAGAAAUUCGCCAACGUGCACAAGGUAUUCGGUGCGAGCAAUGUGACAAAGCUAUUGAACGAAUUGAACGCCACACAGCGCGAGGACGCAGUGAACUCAUUAGCCUACGAGGCGGAGUUUCGUUUGCGUGACCCUGUGUACGGAUGCGUAGGCCUUAUCUCAGUCCUACAACACAAGCUCAAACAAAUGCAAACCGAUCUUUACAACGCCAAAAAGGAGCUCUCUACUUACAUUGGCUCUCAAGCUAUGCUCCCAAUUCUCCAGCCUCCCAUUGCCGGAAACCACCCUUCCUCCUCCUCCGCCGCUCUCCUUCCCUACAACAUGUUCCCCAUGCUUGGAAUCCCGAAUUCCGGUGCCGCUCCCUCAUCAUCCCACCAGAUGCUCAUUCGUGACACGCCUCAACACCAGCAGACCCAGACCCAGACCCAGACCCAGACCCAGACCCAGACCCAGAAUCAGUUGUUUGAGGCGCAGCAGUUGGCGGCUGCGGUGGCUGCCAGAGAACAGCAGGAGAUGUUUAGGGCUUACGAGCAGAAACAAACCCAACAUCAUUCGCAACGCCAACAGGAGCUGAUGAGGUUCGAUGGGUUCGACCCAGCUGGGAACCAAAUCAAUUCCUCAGCGUCUAAUUUAACAUUGGGGACGUUUGUUGAUAAUAGCUACCAAAUUGAAGCACAACCGCUUCAGGUGCAGCUGUUUCUCCAGCCCCAACAGACACUGGUUGAGCAACACCCGCAAACACACAAGCCUGAACCCACCGCGGAGGAUGGUAGGAAUAUGAACAUUGGCCCAUCGUGUUAA